AGCCGCAUGACACGAAGAUACACACCAUCUAUUCGGCCCAGAAACAAAAUCCCCCAAUCUAUUUAACUCUCCCAGCACUUUCUAGACAUCCAAACACUUCUCUCUCCCUCUCUCUAAAAGCACUCUACAUCGAAGAAGAAAGGAAAAUAAUUUAUUUUUGAAAUUCUAAAAUAGAGAUGUCAACGUCAGGGCAACCUCAAUUCCGAUACACGCAAACACCAUCGAAGGUAUUGCAUUUGAGAAAUCUACCAUGGGAAUGCACAGAGGAAGAGCUAAUCGAGCUCUGUAAACCCUUCGGAAAGAUCGUUAACACUAAGUGUAACGUUGGCGCUAAUCGCAAUCAAGCUUUUGUGGAAUUCGCAGACUUAAAUCAGGCAAUUCAAAUGGUUUCAUACUAUGCAUCAUCGUCCGAGCCUGCACAAGUUCGUGGUAAGACAGUGUACAUUCAGUACUCAAAUAGACAUGAAAUUGUCAACAACAAGAGUCCAGGUGAUGUUCCUGGAAAUGUAUUGCUGGUCACAAUUGAAGGUGUUGAAGCGGGUGAUGUUAGCAUCGAUGUCAUUCACUUGGUAUUCUCUGCUUUUGGCUUUGUUCACAAGAUAGCUACUUUUGAAAAGGCUGCUGGUUUCCAGGCACUUAUCCAAUUCACUGAUGCGGAGACUGCAUCUUCUGCAAGGAAUGCCUUGGAUGGGAGAAGCAUACCAAAGUAUUUGCUUCCUGAUCAUGUUGGCUCCUGUCAUCUGCGCAUUUCAUAUUCUGCACACACCGAUCUUAAUAUCAAGUUCCAGUCUCAUAGGAGCAGGGACUACACAAAUCCUUAUCUGCCUGUGAAUCCUACGGCAAUUGAGGGACCUGUACAGCCUGCUGUAGGUCCUGAUGGAAAGAAGAAAGAACCUGAGAGUAAUGUACUUCUUGCAUCAAUAGAGAAUAUGCAGUAUGCUGUAACAGUUGAUGUUAUCCACACGGUAUUUUCUGCAUUUGGUACUGUCCAGAAGAUUGCUAUAUUUGAGAAGAAUGGUGGAACACAGGCAUUAGUUCAAUAUCCUGAUGUUGCGACUGCAGCAGUAGCCAAGGAAACUUUAGAAGGACACUGCAUUUAUGAUGGUGGCUAUUGUAAGCUUCAUCUAUCAUACUCUCGUCAUACUGAUCUCAAUGUAAAGGCUUACAGCGAUAAAAGUAGAGAUUAUACCAUACCAGAUGCAAGUUUGCUUGCAGCAGGACAGGUUCCUGGGGUCCCUACUGCUCCAACCAUGUGGCAGAAUCCACAGGCUUCUCCAAUGUACCCUGUUAACAGCUACGCCUCUGCAGCUGCUGUCACUGCACAAGUUCCUGCUGGACAAGUGCCUGCUUGGAAUCCAUCUAUGGAGGCAGGCGGACCAGCCUACCCAUCAGUUCCUCCAGGCACAUUUCCAGGUCAAUCAUAUCCAGCACCUCCACCCACGUAUGUCUCCGCAGCAAUGCCUGUUGGAUCCUCUCCGCUUACACAAGGUAGCCCAAUGUCCCCUGGGGUGGGGACAAUGCCUAUGACUCACCCUGGGGUUCAAUCAAAUUUGCGACCUGGUGGUGCUUCACCUCCAGGUCAGCCUCCUUUUUAUGGCCGAUGAUGUUGUAUGUUCCUCUUUAAACUGCUUUUGUUGCUUCUUGAAGCAUUUGUUUGUGGUAAAGAUAUGACGUAUCUUCUGAAAUGAUGUGAGUUCACAGAUGUUGUGAGGCUAUAACAUUAAUUAGAAUUUGGGGAAAAAAAAAAAUCAUCUUUGCCUUUUUGGUUAA
Ricinus communis (castor bean) is the source of this 1770-nucleotide messenger RNA. Its product is annotated as polypyrimidine tract-binding protein homolog 1. The coding region runs from base 177 to 1604 and encodes 475 amino acids. Lineage: Eukaryota; Viridiplantae; Streptophyta; Magnoliopsida; Malpighiales; Euphorbiaceae. Gene Ontology annotation, biological process: regulation of RNA splicing. Gene Ontology annotation, molecular function: mRNA binding. The record is from RefSeq and is a predicted model, not a curated record. Gene Ontology annotation, cellular component: nucleus. The transcript has 10 exons.